ACUUUCUUUGUCAUUAGUUUUAUCGUUUAUUCUGCCCUUAUCACCAUAAAAUCGAAAUAAUUCAAACCUCGUUUAUCCGUGAGGGCCAAAGUUGAGUGGCUACUCAAGUACUAAUUAACGGUGCACCGGAAGGCUCAAUUAUGGGUCUAUUAAAAAAUCGUAUGGAUGCCACCGAUAGUUCCUUGUUUGUUAUAGUGGCAGCGUUGAUGAUUGCAUUUUGGCACCCUUCCGCUUUAGUGAGUGGAGAUUAUCCGCAUGAUGUCGAGUUGUUCGAUCCAGUAACGGUAACUACCAUGAAGCCGAAGACGACGACCUUCGUUCCAAAGCGGAACAGUGGAGGCACAGUUAAAACUAUCCGUCGAUUGCCGAGGCACUAUCCGAGCUACGUGAAAGGUGAAGACCCAGUGGAGGAGUACAACCGGCGACGGUUGCAUGUGGACACAUCUGACUACAUGAAUGGAGCCCAAACUACGCUUUCCGAAACAGAGAAAUAUUUUUUGUUGGAUGAAAGUUUGGAUUCAUUACGACGAAAGUUUGCCAAGCGGCGGAAUACAAAUGGCGAAAAGAAAAAGAAUAAAUUCAAGACCAAUAAGAAGUCUAAGAAAAGGCGAAAGAUGAAAAAGGAUCCUAUAAAAAGAACCUGGAGUGAUGAUUAUCUUGCAAGUGUAUUUAACAAAAGUGAUGUAGAUACAAUGGCUCCUUUAGACAAUCCGAAACGAUAUGAAGAAUCCGACCCGGCAGUAUUUCCCUACGAACAAACAUCGGAGGAAAACGGAAAACAGGCCACCGUACCGAUGGACACGAAAUACUUUCAAGAUACGUAUUGCGAGCAAAAAUCACCCCUAGAGCUUGAAUUUGGCCAUUUAUUCGAAACCCAAGACCGAUGGGAAGAGCGAUAUGAACGGCAAGAUCAUAAGAACAACCGACAUCAAGGAAAAGUAAAAUGGGCCGAUAAGAACGGAGGCUUCGGUGAGCACUAUUGGGACCUCAAUCAUGUCUAAUUUGUCCUCCACCGGAUCGCGAUCGACUGCAAACGGGUAAGGCUAGACAAUCGUUCAUGAUCAGCAAUCACCUCAAAAAAUAAAUCUAACGCAAAUUCACGAUAGAAACCAUGUAAAUGUCAAGAACGUCUAGCCAUUUUCGUUGCUAAGCGCACGGAAAGGAAAGAGAAGGGCUUGUACGGUUAGAAUCUGGCGGCCAAUCGCUGUGGGCGAUUUUCGGCUUGCAAUGCAAAUAAUAACGAAUAUAAUAACAAUCGACUGCCGGAGUAUGAACCGUAGAAAGAAGUAAAUCUGAUAGCGUUUCUCUCAAGAAACAUAAAUCCAGUGAACUUCUUUAAAUCAGUGCUAAUGAAAUUGUUCAUCAUUGUUCUGCAAAGAAAAAGUUAUUAUGUAGUAACGUUUGCUAAGAAGGUAAUAGUUAGGUUAAAUUGUUAUUGUUUUACAAAAGGUUGGGAGCAA
Messenger RNA from Armigeres subalbatus, 1460 nucleotides. RefSeq lists its product as uncharacterized. NCBI's taxonomy places the organism in Eukaryota, Metazoa, Arthropoda, Insecta, Diptera, Culicidae. Bases 141 to 1001 code for a protein of 286 amino acids. The record is from RefSeq and is a predicted model, not a curated record. The transcript is spliced from 3 exons.